Messenger RNA from Lentinula edodes (shiitake mushroom), 674 nucleotides. Its product is annotated as ribosomal protein L34Ae. Gene Ontology annotation, cellular component: ribosome. The record is from RefSeq and is a predicted model, not a curated record. Lineage: Eukaryota; Fungi; Basidiomycota; Agaricomycetes; Agaricales; Omphalotaceae. Gene Ontology annotation, biological process: translation. Gene Ontology annotation, molecular function: structural constituent of ribosome. The transcript is spliced from 3 exons. Bases 124 to 468 code for a protein of 114 amino acids.
CACGGUUUUUGCAUCCCCUUCGCCGUCGUCCCGAAUCCCGACCCACCUUCAAGACAAAAAGUACGACAACUGUGUCCCCCGCUUUCCUUAGAUCUCAUUGCUUUAUCGGAUGCUGUACAGAUAAUGGCCCAGCGCGUCACCCUUCGUAAACGCCAACCGUAUAACACCACUUCCUCCCGGCGAAGGAUUGUGAAGACGCCUGGUGGCAAGCUUGUUUAUCACCAUCUCAAGAAGCCAGCUACUUCCCCGAAAUGUGGUGACUGUGGCAUUGGACUACCUGGAAUCCCAGCCCUUCGUCCCCGUCAGUAUGCGACCAUCUCUAAACGUCAAAAGACUGUACGUCGUGCAUAUGGUGGCUCACGCUGUGGCGACUGUGUCAAGUCACGAAUCCUUCGUGCUUUCCUUGUGGAAGAAGCCAAGAUCGUGAAGAAGGUUAUCAAAUCGCAACAGCAGCAGCAGAAGAAGUGAAUAGCUGAUUUAUGCAGGAGUACCAUGUUUUCUCGUUCUGUACAGUUAUGCUUUUCAUCCAAUGCCUACCACCUUAUGUUGCAUAAGAUUUUAGAUUAUGGAGCUAUCGGGCUGAGAAAUACUGACACAGCUAUCAUGGAACUCAUUACAUCAAAUGGCUACCACCUUAUGCUGUAUAAAAUUUCAGACUAUGAAGGUAUCGGGCU